This is a messenger RNA of Plasmodium relictum, 1416 nucleotides long. RefSeq names its product CorA-like Mg2+ transporter protein, putative. Gene Ontology annotation, molecular function: magnesium ion transmembrane transporter activity. The record is from RefSeq and is a predicted model, not a curated record. Gene Ontology annotation, biological process: magnesium ion transport. Bases 1 to 1416 code for a protein of 471 amino acids. The transcript has a single exon. NCBI's taxonomy places the organism in Eukaryota, Apicomplexa, Aconoidasida, Haemosporida, Plasmodiidae.
AUGACUGAAGAAAAGAAAUUGAAUAAACCUUUACUUAAUAUGAAUGAUAUAGAUGGGGAUAUUAAAGAAUAUAGUAAAAAUGAAGAAUACAAUAGUAAAAUGGGUGUUUUAUCAAACUUUAAUUUAAAUCAUGAUAUGAAAAAACUAAUGAAAAGGAAUGAAAUGAAGAUUAAGAAUGAUAAAGUGUAUAUAGACUAUUUAAAAUCUAAAUUUAAAACAAAUAACAAUUCCAACUACGAGAAUUAUGAUACUAUAUUUGAUGAAGAAAAAAAAAAAGCAUCGAAAGAAUUUUUUAUUAAUAAAAAUAUUUUCUCAUAUAUAAAAGAAAAUAGAGGAGAAUAUCUAAAAAAUGAUGAUUUCAAACUUAGAAUUAAAUGUUUUAAUAAAUAUUUAAAGCAUGAUGUUCAUAAAAUAUGCAAUGGUGAAAAUAUUCAAUAUUCUUUACAAACGCAUGAAUUAUUAAAAAUGGUUCAUCAAAUAAAAGGAGAAAAUACAUCUAUAAAUUCUACAAGUGGAUUAGCUCAAUAUAGAGAUAUAAGACAGUUGGUAUCAAAUAAUACAAACACACGAUUUGAUAUAUCUCCUAAAAGAAAUUGUGUAUUAUUAAAUUUACCAUAUAGAAAAUGUAUAAUAUUUAAAGACUUUUUGCUAUAUAUACCUACUUUUACAAAUAGUCCAAUCCCAGAAGUAAUGCAAAAGGAAGAGAAAAUGUGUAAAUAUUUUAUUGAAAAUGCAAAAGUAAUAUCUUUAAUUAAAGAUUCAUUGCCAUUUGAAAUUUUAAUUUUAGAAGCGAUCUUUGUUGAUAUAUGUGAAGAAUUAAAAAAUGAAAUUGAGCCAGUAAUAUGCGAGGCAGAAAAAUUAUUUGAAAUAAUAAGUAGUAAUUUAAGUAUAUACAAAUGUAUAAAUAAAUUAACGGAAAUGAGAAGAAAAAUAAAAAUAAUUGAUGAAAAAGUUCAAAGUGUAUAUAAAUCUAUUCAUGGAGUUCUAAAUAAUGAUGAAGAUAUAAGGAGAUUAGAAGUCUCGUAUUUUUGGGAUAAGCCAGAUUUAUGGGAAAAAUGUGAUCCUACUCCAAAUAAUGAAGAUACAGAAAUGUUAUUAGAGUAUUAUUGCCAUGAAAUAGAAGAAUUUUUAAAAAUUAUUCAUAGAACUGAUCAAUCAUUGGAUGAUGUUUUACAAAUGGUUGAAUUAAAUUUAGAUGAUGCGAGAAAUAAUGUUUUAAAAUUAGAAUUAGGAUUAAAAAUAUAUGGUAUAAUAAUAACUGUUGUUGGUACGGUAGCUGCUAUUUUUGGAAUGAAUUUAAAAAAUGGUUUUGAAAGUGAUCAGUACGUUUUUUGGAUACUUGCUUUUUCUUUAAUGCUCAUAACGAUAUUUUGUUUAUUUUAUGUUAUGGUAUCUUUUAAAAAAGUUAAUAUUUAA